This is a messenger RNA of Moneuplotes crassus, 3031 nucleotides long. NCBI's taxonomy places the organism in Eukaryota, Ciliophora, Spirotrichea, Euplotida, Euplotidae. The record is from the annotation of a GenBank genome assembly.
AUGCUCUUGCUUCUUUUAAUCCUUCCCUUGGUCUCUGUUUUUACUAGAAGUUGUUCAGAACCAAUGACUAAGGAAGUGUUCACUUUUGACAGUGGAGCUAGACGGUUAUAUAUCCUUAAUGUAUUUAUUGGCCAGACUGGCAACCAAUAUGUGCAGGCUUGGUAUGUAACUGCUGGAGGAGUAGGAAAAACUCUUAUUAUGAAAAUUUAUGGAGGCGGCGGACUUGGCUUUGGAGGAACAAAUAAUGAUAUUUUGUGGAGCAAAGCAUAUCAAAGAGAUCAUUUUACAUUCUUGAUUGAUAUGAUGCCCGACGAAUCAGCUCUAUUUUAUCACUGGGGUUCGUUGAUACUAAAGAUUAGAACAUCAGAUGGAGUACUAGAUAAAACAAUGAAUAAUCCAUUCUGAGUAUGUUCAGGAAAUGAUGCAACAGUAAUUGCUCACAAUUCAUAUGUUUUCAUUAAUUGUAAAUAGUGUUGGCACUAUUAGCGGCAAAUCAACCAUUUGAAAGAUGGACCCAAACACUUUAAACCUAAAAUGCCUAACAGCUACUGAUAUACAUGAAUACUCCGUCAUUGUGCUUCCAUUAAGUUCAAACAGUAUCUUCAUUUCUGGUCAUGAUUCUAAUCCCUCUUCUAAACUAAUUUUAAAGAAGAUUAACUUUAGCUCCAACUCUAUUUCUUGGGAAAAUUACAUAAAUUGACCUAAUGGUUCAUGAGAAUAUGGAGUUUCUAAAGCUGUCUAUGUGCAAUCGAAAGACUCUAUCCUAAUUGGUUCAAUUUUUGGAACUCCAAAACAACUGGUGCUAUUGGAGUUGGAUCAAACAAACCGAAUUACAAGUAAAAUAAUUAUUCAAGAUUGCAAUCAAUUAUGGAGAAUGAAAACAAAUAAUGUAAAUGUUAUCGGGCUCAACUCAGGCUCAACAGGAACUACUUUAUUUAAAUAUAAUCCAGAAAUUAAGGAAAUAAAAUCAAUAAAACUAAAAGGGUCAACAGUUUAUUUCAGAGAUUUAAAUUUUAUUCCUUCUCUUAAUGGAGCUCCUUUUGAAGAUAAAAUACAGAUUUCUGGAGGUGUCUCUUCAGUAAAUUUAUACAUCAUCUCAGCAGAAUAUGACUAUAUUGAAUUCCAUGCAGAUUUUGUUUCUAAUGUUGAAAUUAAAUCGUCAAAAUUGAAUUUAUCAGAGACUAAUUAUAUUUUAAAUUCGGAUUCUUCGUCCGCUUUAGUUUUGAAUUCAACUACUCUCAGUGCAACAAGUGUUUCUGAAGGUACAAAUUUUAACAGAAUUUAUUCUCCUGGCUUGUUAUUUCAAACCAAAAUCCACCACAACUUGACAACUGAAGUGUUUAAUCUCACUGAAAACACUAAUGGUUAUGUGGAAUUAAAUCUGACUUAUGCCUGUGAUUCAAGCAAUGUCUCUUUUGAAUUAACAGAGAAUACUCCUAGUUCAUACCCAAAUUGGAUAAAUUUUUAUUCGAAUAAUGGUUCGAUUGCCUUCGAAACUCCAGAAGGAAGCAAUUUAACAUACUCAGCUGCAAUAUCAACACUAGUUACCGGAUGGGAAGCUCCAAGGAAUAAGCUUGUUUACUUCAGUGUUGACAAAUGAAAGGUUUCAAAUUGUGUUAGAUGCUCUCCCACAAAUUCUUAUAAAUGCGAAGAAUGCGAUUUGUAUUAUGAAGGCUAUGAGUGAGAUAAAAUGGAUUUGACAGCUGUUUCAACAACAGCCAAAGUUGCAAAUGGAAUUCUGGGUUUGUCUAUUGCAAUAAUCAUUAUCUCAUCUCUAGUCUCAAUGCAAUCACCAGUAGCAGUGUGGGUUCUUGUGAAUCAUCUUCAAAUUUUGUUGUUAUUAUUAUUGAUGAAGGCAUACAUCCCUACACAAAUUGUAGAAUUUUUAACAAAUAGCAAUUUUGCUCUUAUUAAUUUUGACUCAGCAGGAGCGCAAACAAUUCCUUACAUAGGAAAAAUUUAUGAUAUUUUUGGCAGAAGGCAGUCGAAUGAAAAUAUUUUGAGAAUGGGCUUUGCAUAUGAGAGUUCAUUUCAAAAUAAUAUUGAUGUCAUGUUAUCUCUUUUCUUUAUUGUAUGUAUCAAUUGCUUCUCUUAUUGAAUGUCUAAACUCAAUCUAGAUACUAAGCAAUCGAAGUGCAAGAAAUGCUGUAAAUUUGUUAUCAAUCGUUUCCAUUCUCUAAUGGCAUUUAAUGCAUACAUAAGAUUAUUUUUGGAAGCUUAUUUGGCAUUAUCUUUGACGUCAAUUUCUGAAAUUGUUAGCUUUAGGAUUAAAGAAUCAGAAUCAUUAAUUUCUCUGGUUAUAUCUCUCAUCAUCCUCUUCUGAUGCUUAGCUCUUAUGAUCUUUUGAUACAUCCAUGUGCUAUUAUAUAAGCCUUAUAAGCCAGAUUUCAAAUCAAGAAUUGAUGGGCUAUAUUCUGGGAUCAAAAGCAACAAAUUAGCAAUACUGUUUCCAUCAGUGUGAUUUCCAGAAGAUUUAUUUAUGUCUCAUUGCUGGUCCUUUUGAGAAAUUCGUCUUCAAUAUUCAUUAUUAGCAAUGUUCUGACAGUCCAACUUAUUUAUCUUGGGUUCUUGAUCUGAGUUAGGCCUUUUAAGCAGAGAAGAGCAAAUCUAAUUGAAAUUUUGAAUGAGAUUUAUUUCGUAACUUGUUUAGGAGUUUUAAUGGGAAUUAAAAGAGAAAAUUGGUCGGACCAAGCUAUUUUUGCCGGCAUUGUAGUUCUUUUCUCUAAUAAUGCUAUUAUUUGUUUUCUUCUUUGUUUGUUCCUGAUUUAUGAUAUUUUGUCGAAAUUUUGCAAAGGGAAAUCAAAUUCUCAGACUAACCCAAAACCAAGACCAAAUCAAUCUAGAAGAUUAAACCCUCCCGCACAGACAAGGAGGAUAAAAGUCUGGAAAAGAGGAAGAUUUAGACAAUCUAGGAGAGAAAGAGAGAUUGCUGACAAUAUCUCUGAAAGCAGAGUUGAAAUGGGAAUGAAUAGACAGAGUAUUUCAAGACAUAGAUUAGGCUAAAAAACACGAUAUUAUGCAAGAGUUAUUA